AUUCUGUUGUUUCUUUCUUCUUCUAUUUCUUGUAUAUAUCAUAUCACAAUCACAAAGAAGUUUUGAAUUGCAUUUGGAGGAUACACAGAAUCAACAAAGAUGAACUUGAAGACGAGCAGUGAGGUGGAGACUAGGACUCUCCUUGAAGAGGUUUGUUCCUUUGAUAGGAAAGGAUUGUUUGAUCUUGGCCAUCCUCUUCUUAACCGCAUCGCUGAAAGCUUUGUCAAAGCCUCUGGAAUUGGUGCCGUUCAAGCUGUUUCUCGUGAUGCUUAUUCCAUAGCCACUCAAGGUAACAAGGUUGGUAACAAUGGUGUUAUACCUCCACCAGAUGUUUCAGCCACAAACAAACGAGGUUUACCCGCUGGUCUUAGAGGAGAGACCAGUAACAAAUCACUUGAGGCCAUGGUGGUGAACACUGGGAAAGAGGCCUUACAAUGGGGAGUGGCUGCAGGAAUAUAUUCAGGCCUAACAUAUGGGCUGAAGGAAGCUCGCGGAGCUCAUGACUGGAAAAACAGCGCAGUUGCCGGAGCAAUCACGGGUGCCACACUUGCACUUACAUUGGAAGACUCCACUCAUGAACAAGUUGUUCAAUGUGCUAUCACUGGAGCUGCAAUUUCUACUGCUGCAAAUCUGUUCAAAGGGAUUUUCUAAAUUAGUACUGUCUAUGGAUAUUUGCCUUUAGCAAUCCUUUUUCUUUUGAACUGUAAAACUUCCUCGUACAUAAAAAAGAUGAACUUGCAAGGAUUUCCCUUUGAAUUUUUAGUUAUUAUGUUUUUAUCCUCUCUUGCU
This is a messenger RNA of Trifolium pratense (red clover), 789 nucleotides long. RefSeq names its product outer envelope pore protein 16-2, chloroplastic-like. The coding region runs from base 100 to 651 and encodes 183 amino acids. Lineage: Eukaryota; Viridiplantae; Streptophyta; Magnoliopsida; Fabales; Fabaceae. Gene Ontology annotation, molecular function: amino acid transmembrane transporter activity. Gene Ontology annotation, cellular component: chloroplast outer membrane. The record is from RefSeq and is a predicted model, not a curated record. The transcript is spliced from 6 exons.